AGAAUGAGUCCUCCGGGGUGCCGAUUCUUACCAUAGAGGUGGGACGGUCUCUCUCCGACUUCUCGGGGAAGAGCCGGAAGCGCGCUCGCCAUCCGGAAAUGACGACGUUUGAUGCGGCCAGUGCGAGGCCGCGGCGUUGCUGCUGAGGGCGGCGGUGUCGUAGAAGGCGAAGGCGGCGUUGGCCCGCAGGCGUCUCUGGAUUCUCCUUGCUGCCUCUUGACCCACCCACCCCGCCCAGCGCACCAUGGUGUCUUACCACAUCCGCAAGUACCGUCCCGGGGACCACGAGACCGUGCGGGACUUGUUCGCCACCGGCAUGAGCGAGUACGUGCCCACCCUCUGCCUCCACGUGCUGAAGCAGCCUUGGGUCAUCCUGAUCCUGGCUUGCACCUUCAGCCUCCUGCUGACCAGCUCCAAGUCGUUGCUCCUACCCAUCCUGGCCAUCACUUUGCUGUUGGCCGUCGGGCAGCAGCUCCUGGGUUACAUCUGGUCCAUGUACAUCGACCGCUGCCUCCAAGAGGACCUGCUGGACAUCCAGGCCACGUACCUGAGCCACAAAGGCUCGUGCUUUUGGGUGGCCGAGGUGGACGAGUGCGUGGUGGCCACCGUCGGGGCCAGGCCCGCGGAAGGGCAGCGCAAGGAACUCACCUUGAAACGGAUGUCCGUUCGGAAGGACUACCGGGGUUUCGGCAUCGCCAAAGCCCUUUGCAAGACUGUGAUCGGUUUCGCCCGGGAACACGGCUACUCUUCGGUGGUGCUGAACACCCUCAUGGUCCAGCACGAAGCCCGGGCGAUGUACGAAGGGGUUGGCUUCCGCAAGUACCACCACUACGUCCUCCCCACCAUCUAUGGCAGGCUGGCCCACUGUACGAUUUCCAAGUAUCGCUACGACCUCCCUAGCGCCGAGUGAGGCAACCUGCCUGAGGAGGUUGCCUUCCCGGUGAUUGGCUGGAUCCGCCCUGGCGCCCCCCCCCCCCCCCCUUCCUUCAUUCCUCCACCUGGGACGCAUCUGGUGGGAAAGCCAACCCAAGGGCGGGCAGGGGGGUGAGGCUUUUGACACACACUGCGAAAGAGUUGUGUCUCUCCACUUCUGGAUCUUGGUUUUUCAAGGAAGGGCGUUCUCAGUUUUCAAGGAGGGCUUAAAAACUUUGAACUGCAAAGGUUUUAGCGACGUGGGAAGGAAAAUUCACACACACACAUACACCCCGGUCUCCUCGCAGUGUCUUUGCAAGUGAGGAGGAGGGGGGGGGAAAAUUCUACAUUUUUAUUUGCAGAGAAGAAGCAUUUCGCCAUCUGCCGCCAUUGGCCAUGGAAUUGGGAGGGGUAAACAAUUUUAAAACUCACAUACAUCCAGAGAGCUGUUCACAUAGCUGUUCACACCCAGAAUAAACACCCUGUUGCCUGUUUUUAAUCCAGGGUGCCUUUUUAUAUUUUUUUUGGCCUAUCGUGCUUGACUUUAGAAGGAGCCUCUUCCGCCCUUCUUCCAAGAUACCCAGCCACCUGGCAUUCUGCUGACUUGGAGACAACGAAAGCUUGGGGUAAUAGAUUAACAGAUAAUCACAGUUGGAAGGAACCUUGUAGGUCAUCUAG
Molecule: messenger RNA, 1590 nt
Organism: Notechis scutatus (mainland tiger snake)
Lineage: Eukaryota; Metazoa; Chordata; Lepidosauria; Squamata; Elapidae
Product: N-acetyltransferase 8F1-like
Molecular function (GO): N-acetyltransferase activity
Source: RefSeq, a predicted model, not a curated record